Drosophila ananassae is the source of this 2476-nucleotide messenger RNA. RefSeq names its product sodium-dependent nutrient amino acid transporter 1 (gene NAAT1). Gene Ontology annotation, molecular function: L-amino acid transmembrane transporter activity. Gene Ontology annotation, biological process: sodium ion transmembrane transport. The record is from RefSeq and is a predicted model, not a curated record. The transcript is spliced from 8 exons. Bases 289 to 2211 code for a protein of 640 amino acids. NCBI's taxonomy places the organism in Eukaryota, Metazoa, Arthropoda, Insecta, Diptera, Drosophilidae. Gene Ontology annotation, cellular component: membrane.
CGAGCGGCGAGCAUUCUCAGUUCCAGCCGUGGCAUUCGCGGCACCACAAGCGCGCUUUCCGCACCACCAAGCCAACUUAAAAACAAAAAACGUUAACUUAAACUCUAUAAAAAUUAAAAGUCUGAAAAAAAACAUAAUAACCAGAGAUAAUUAUAACCAACACGAGUUGCAGUUAGAAGGCCCAAGGGCUAUGUGAUAAUUACCAAUUGCUAUUGAAUCGAAACUUGAAACAAUAAAAAGCAAAUAAUAUUAUACUAAAAUUAAAAAUAAAAAAUAAAUAUUAAGAAAAUGGAACUCAAACCCAAUGGCAACCACAACAACAAUAACGCUGCGGAAAAAUCCGAGGACACGGAGAAGGCCAAGGCGGAGCGGACGAACUGGGGAAAUGGCUUGGAGUUCCUCAUGUCCUGUAUUUCGGUGUCCGUGGGCCUGGGCAAUGUCUGGCGGUUUCCCUUCACAGCCUACGAGAACGGAGGCGGUGCCUUCCUGAUACCCUACAUCAUAGUCCUGUUCCUAAUUGGCAAGCCCAUGUACUACCUGGAAAUGAUAAUGGGACAGUUCACCAGCCAGGGAACUGUGAAAAUCUGGUCGAUUUGCCCGGGCUUUGUUGGCGUGGGCUAUGGCCAGGCCUUCGGAACCAUCUGCAUCAUCUCCUACUACUCAUCGCUGCUGGCCCUGACCCUGUACUACCUCUUUGUGUCCUUCCAAUCGGAGUUGCCGUGGUCCUUCUGUAGGGAGGACUGGCAGAACUGUGUGGACUCUCGGCCCGCGGAGUAUACGGAGAACCUGAUAACCGGACUGGCCAGUAACGCCUCCACAUUGGCCAGCAAUCUCACCACCCCCUUCAGCAACAGGGGCGUCAGCUUAUUGGCCGACAACGAGACGGUUAAGUUGCAAAGCAGCUCCGAGAUCUACUUCCUAGACGUAGUGAUCAAGGAGAAGCUGGACAUCUCGGACGGAAUCGGUAGCCCCGACUGGAAACUGACCCUGGCCCUGCUCGCCUCCUGGGUGGUCAUCUUCCUGGUGAUCAUGCGCGGAGUGAAGAGCUCCGGCAAGGCCGCCUACUUCCUGGCCCUCUUCCCCUACGUGGUCCUGUUCGUCCUGCUCAUCCGGGCCGUGACACUGGAGGGGGCUCGCGACGGUAUCAUCUUCUUCCUGCAGCCGCAGUGGGGCGAGCUCCUCAACCCCACGGUGUGGAAGAACGCGGUGGUGCAGUGCUUCUUCUCGCUGGCCGUGGGAUCCGGUCCCAUCAUCAUGUUCGCCUCGUACAACCGAUUCGAUCACGGGAUCUACAGGGAUGCGAUGAUAGUGACGACGCUGGACACCCUGACGAGUCUCCUCGGGGGAAUAACGAUAUUUGCGAUCCUUGGGAAUCUCGCCCAUAACCUGAACAUCGAGAACAUCCAGGAUGUGGUGCGCAGCGGCACGGGACUGGCCUUCAUCUCGUAUCCAGAUGCCAUAUCCAAGUUCCAGGCUGUUCCCCAGCUCUUCUCCGUCCUGUUCUUCUUCAUGCUCUUCGUCCUGGGCAUCGGAUCGAUUGUGGCCCUCCAGAGCACCAUUGUCACCAUCAUCUGUGAUCAGUUCAAGGGCCUGAAGUACUGGAAGGUGGCUUUAGGCACCUCUAUGUGUGGUUUCCUCAUGGGACUGGUCUAUGUCACGCCGGGUGGCCAAUGGAUCCUGACCCUUGUCGACUUUUAUGGCGGCACUUAUGUGGUGUUUAUUUUGGCCAUUUUCGAGUUAGCUGGAAUAGUUUGGAUCUAUGGCCUGCAAAACUUCUGCGAUGAUAUCGAGUUCAUGUGCAACCGCCGGGUCUCACUGUACUGGCGCAUGUGCUGGUCCUUCUUCACUCCGGUGAUGAUGAUCAUUAUAUUCAUUUACUCCAUGGUCACCAUAGAGCCGAUUAAGUACAGUGAACUCUACUUCCCCGAAGCGGGUAAUGUGGCUGGUUGGCUUUUGUUCGGCAUUGGAGCUGCCCAGUUUCCGUUGUGGGGUCUCUGGUAUGUUUCCCGCCACAGAGAAGGAUCCUUCUGUUCGUCGAUUAUGGCAUCGCUGAAACCAAGUGAAAAGUGGGGUCCUGCCAAUGCCGAGGUGAAGCGCGAAUGGCAGAUAUUCAAAAGCCAAAAGGCCGCCCAACGAGCCGUCCAGAAAGAGUCCUCCAAGCUGGGAUUCUUCUGGCGAAAAAUCACCAAUUUCUGCGGCAGUAAUAUUUAAAUACUACAAUGGGAGAGUAUGGGGAUAUCGAGGGGAUAUCAGAGAUUACGAUUACUAUAACCAUUUGCUAGUUAUAUGCCAUUGUCAGCCUCUAUGAAGCCAUCCAAAAAUGCGAAGAAAUCCUUCGAACGAAUACAUCGCAUCCUAUAUCUAUAUAUCUAUAAAAAAUAUUAAUCUAUGUACAUCCCUUUUUUUUUGUUAUAUUUUAAUGUGAUAAAGUUCAGCUGAAAUAAAUAAAUUAUUAUUAACAACGAAAGAACUAAGA